Molecule: messenger RNA, 403 nt
Organism: Euleptes europaea (tarantolino)
Lineage: Eukaryota; Metazoa; Chordata; Lepidosauria; Squamata; Sphaerodactylidae
Product: C-type natriuretic peptide 1-like
Exons: 3
Coding region: 1-357 (118 amino acids)
Biological process (GO): receptor guanylyl cyclase signaling pathway; cGMP biosynthetic process
Cellular component (GO): extracellular region
Molecular function (GO): hormone activity; hormone receptor binding
Source: RefSeq, a predicted model, not a curated record
AUGAAAUCCUUCCUGCCCCUCCUCUUCUUGAUCCUCUUGCGUCUGGUCUCCCCAAGCCCUGUUCACUCACCCCAGGCCUUGCUGGAGCUCCUGGGGGAGGAUCUGGCUACUCUCCUGUCAGAGGAUGAGCGGGAUCCCCCCUCGGUCCCACAAGGCUCCGUUGAGCAGCUCUUGAGCAGGCAGCGUCCCCUCCGGGACCCCUCCAACCACCCCUCGGAACACGCCUGGCUUCACCUCUUCAAAGACCUGGUGAACAUCCAAAGGAAGUUUCGGGGGCGCACCAGGAAAAUGGCCCAGCAAGGAUGCUUUGGGAUCAAGCUCGACCGGAUUGGGACCUUCAGUGGCCUCGGGUGCUAAUGGUUUCAGGCCCAUGACGAAGCCCAGACAGGGCGGAACAGCCCCC